Messenger RNA from Dibothriocephalus latus, 2433 nucleotides. The record is from the annotation of a GenBank genome assembly. Lineage: Eukaryota; Metazoa; Platyhelminthes; Cestoda; Diphyllobothriidea; Diphyllobothriidae.
AUGAAUUCCAGGACCCUGAAAGUUGAGAAGCCGAAAUCAAAAUAUACUCAGUCAACGAUUAACUUGUCUUAUAAGGGCAAUGCUUCCGAAUUACAAUCGAAGCCAUCUAUUCGCCAGGGUGGUUUGCAGCUGGUCGGUAAACUGCAAGGAACUCGUCGCAACCCACCUCCUCCGCCAUGGAUCCCUAGCCUUAAAGCUGAGAUGGGCGGGCAAGACACUAGGAUAAAUCUCGUUCCACCUGGAGGCUCGGGAUGGGGUACGGGACCAAAUGCAACAUCGACUUCACAGCCAGGAUCGAUGACAUCUUCAACAAUUCUCAAGGAUGAUGCAAAAGGCGAACCAAAAACAGGAUCCGAGAAUCCCGAUACAGGUUCUUCAACAGAACAGAGCCAAUUGAAUCCCACUGCUAAAAUCUCUCAGAAGCCAUUCUUCGCACCUCGGCCGAAAGUUGCGUCUUCCAAAAGUGGAGCAGACAGUUUACAGGAGUCUUUAACGGGCUCGGUCAUGCCAGCUGGCCCGACAGUUCCUUUCUACCAACGCCAACCCACCACGACCACUGCCAUACCGGAUACGCCUCUACCAGACUCCCCUUCGACACCUGACUUGCCAGCCGGGGAGGAUGCUACACAGGAUAAACCCGUGUCGAGUAAUCCCUCAACGGUUCCCACUGGCUGGGCAGCAGUAACAAACGAAGAACCUGAUUUCCAGGAGCGCAUCAAUUUCAGUGAUGAUGAAGAGGCUGAAACCACGGCCAAUGGAAAUGUUAUGAUUCCGGAACCCCCGAUGAUGCGCGACCCAAUGUCUGCUGUUCAAGCAUUUAGUACCAUGUCAAUUUACAACACGGACGCGCAACUGCAAGCCCAACGGGAAGUUCGAACUCGCGAGUAUCAGAAUGCUGUCAAUCGUGCAUUGAUGGAACGCAGGAAAACGAGCUAUACGGAGACGAGUGAACCUAAACCAGUGGAAACUCCACCAGUUCCACUGGCAAAAACCAUUGCGGAUUCCCAGAUGUUCCUGCAGUCACAUAUAUCUUCGAGUAGCAGCCAGCCUCCUCAACAACCGAAUAUUGCUUCCGUUAUUGCUGCAUUGGCGGUAUAUGGAAACGGUUUUCAGAACCUCCUUCCAAACAUGACGGCGGGAAAAAAUGCUAUGCCUUUUCAGACGAAACCCCCACCAACACAGCCUCCGGUUGUACCAUCGAUGUGGCCUACUGCGUCUUUUUCAACUCCCCAGUCGCAGUUUAUGCAACAAUUCCCAUUCCCCGUUGGCGCUGCACCCAAAGUUCCAAAUCAAGCAGCGUGUCUAAACACCGAACUUUUUCUUGAAAAACUAUUGGAGGCAUGCAAGACCCAGGCCCCAACCGACGUUCCAGUUGAACAGAAGGCGGCAAUUCCUAUACCUAGGGAUUUGACCGAAAAACAGUCCGAAUAUGCCGAUUCCAUGUUCAGGGUGUCUUCACAUGGCCCAUCUGAAAGCGAACUUUUAGACAAUCAAAUGGCAGAGUUUUCGCAACGCAAACCUACUGUUCACCCUCGGGAAAACUUCGAACCCCUUUCCAAACACACCGCUGAGAGUAAUUCACCACUCUGUGAUACCGAUAAAAUGAGCGGCGUAAAAUCCCAACAAUCUGUGGAGACUAGCAACCGUUUGGCCGAUUCGCCACCUGCCUCUGAAUCUAACGCUCAACCUCAAACACAACAUAUAACACCCUUAAUGGAGGUCGAUCUUCCUAACAAGUGGACAGACAAGGAUUUCGAUGCCUUCGAAGCCCCUCCUCCAGCUUUCCAACAGGGGCUAGGCAUGAAAUCAUCCAAAAGCACUAGGGGUGGACGUUCUGCACAAACCCGAGGUCCUCCUAGUCAGGCAACGUCGUCUGUUGAUGCGUCUGAAAAGAUUGCAGCCUAUCGAAAUUCCGAAAGGAAACCAAAGCAAAGCCGUUUCGCCGAAAUCCGAUCCAAGGAAGUCAAAAAAGGUCGAAAUUAUCCCCUGAAGGGACGGCACGUGGCCCAACAAGGUCUCACCGCAUCCACUUGGAAUAAUAUUACCGAUGAUUACGAGCAAUACGACGAUGAAAAUGGCGAUGCGGUAACUACCGAAGAACCCUAUGGUUCAGCUUAUCAACCGAAACGUUCUGAUUCCUCCCGUCAAGGUCAGUUUACACACAGUGCCAAUACUGAUGGCGCUUCAGGCACGUUCCCUCGAACUCAGCGAGGACACCGCGGUACCACUGGACGGUUCACACGGUCCGGUUAUGAGGAUUACUACAACAAGGGCUAUCCGAUGCACCAGGAGUCCUCUUACACCGACACUGGAGGCCAGUGCGACAGCGACGUGGCGCAGAGGCACCCUCAGCUUGCUUCUUUCUCUCGUGGAAAGCAUCGAGGCCAUUCUGGAUUUCAAGCAAGCAGAAAAGGUAUUGCUUGUUUUUUUUAA